UCGGUUACCUUCGAUCACAUCAUACUGUGUGACAUUCCGCCAUCGCGAAAUUGUGUCAGAUGGCUACUCCCGUACCUCUACGCAUUUGCAUAACCACCAAUGAACAACAAAACGAACACGAAAUCGAUAUAGAAAAUGACGAAUAUACACCCCUGUUAAGGGACCGGAACUCAAAAUCCAGUAAAUACGUCUCCGUCGUGCCUGAGGACGAUGUGGAGGCUGCUCAGUGUUUGUCGCCCCUCGCCGACAAGCAGCCCCGAGUCGAGCCUCCGCGAGAGAUUGCUGGGGUAAUCUCAAUUUUACUCCUGGGUGUCUUCGUCGCAAAUGCAGACAGCUCUCUAGUUUUGGCUACGAGUGGUACUAUCAGCAGCGAAUUCAAUGAUCUCGGGGACGCGGGAUGGCUUAUUUCUUCUUACACGUUGGCGAUGUGCGCUGCACAAUCACUGUACGGUCAAUUGAGCGAUAUUUAUGGACGUAAGAAUACUAUACUCAUGUCAUACAUGUUUUUCGUUGUUGGUUCUGCAAUAUGCGAUGAUAGUGGAGCGGGCCAGUCUCUUCCGCAAGUAGUCUUUGGCAGGCUCAUAGCAGGUGUUGGAGGAGCAGGAAUCAAUUGUUUGGUCUCUAUUGUCAUCGCAGAUAUGGUUCCGAUUCGAGAAGUGGCAUCAUGGAGAAGCUACGUAAAUAUAGCAGCGACCACAGGAAGAAGCCUGGGAGGGCCGAUUGGAGGCUACCUCAUCGACACAAUCGGAUGGCGCUGGUCAUUCCUAGGACAAUGCCCUCCAACAAUACUAGCCGCUUUUCUAGUAGCGUGGAAAAUACAACCAUCCUACGUUGAAGAAGGACCAAUCCAAUCACAACUUUCGAAGCUACGCCGCAUAGACUUCUUAGGAGCUAUUCUCCUAUCAGCUUCCAUCGUCUGUGGUCUUCUUGUUCUCGAGCUCGGUGGGAAAAGGAUGCCAUUUACACACCCCACAAUCUUGUUCUUACUCGGUGCUUCCCUAGUUGCUGGUAAUCUUUUCCUGUUGGUGGAAGGCUUUUGGGCGAAGGAACCAAUAUUUCCACUUCGGUUGAUGCUAAGUCGAGAUGUGGUGGCUUCGUACAUCAAUCUUGGUUUCCAAACUGGAGCUCAGAUGGCUAUGAUGAUGCUCGUGCCUAUGUACUUCCAGAUCUCGGCACAUGCAUCUAUGACGAAUGCAGGAGCGCACUUGAUGCCGUCUGUCAUGGGAAACGCGUUCGGUGGCCUUCUCGCAGGAUAUAUCAUUCGAAAAACAGGCAGAUACAAGCUCAUCUCCCUAAUCGGAGCCUUCGCCUCAUCAACAUCCUAUCUACUCAUGAUGCUUCGCUGGCACGGACACACUUCAUUCCUCGAAUCUCUAUACAUAAUACCCGGUGGUUUCGGUAACGGCAUAGCGCUCUCAACAUCAUUCAUCAGUCUGACCGCUGGCGUUGAGCCGUGUCAAGUCGCUAUCGCGAGCUCAGGGCUGUACCUUAGCUCGAAUGUCGGGAUGGUACUAGGCCUCAGUCUUGCUUCAGCCAUCCUUCAAAGCACUUUGAGGAAAGAGCUAAGGAUCUCCUUGGAGGGAAUAAAGCAUCGGGAGAUGAUUAUUAGUAAAGCGUUGUCGGAUAUCGGAUACGUGCGUUCGCUUCAUGGACGUCUUGGAAGGCUGGUCACUGAAGCUUAUAUUCGUUGCUUGACUUAUACCCAUGGCGUCUCUCUUGCUGGAGCAAUUGUCGCUCUGCUUGCAGCUAUGUCUGUGAAGGAGCACCUGCUCUAAUUCGUUUCCUCUUUGAGGAUGCAACAACCGAUUGAUCAAAACUACUGGCUAGCAGGUGAUAUUUUGGGGAGUGAUCUGAGUUUCUUCGAGCUGUUCGUGUUGAUGGCAAAGCAUGAUUGUAAGGGGAUUUGAUGCUUUUAGUUGUCCACACAGCAUUCUUAUUUGUAACAUAUUGACCUAGCUGGGCGCUUAGCACCUGCAGUAUUCCUUCUGUCUUUUCGAAGAAAGAGACUGGACUUAGGUACUAGAGCGGACAGGUGUAGCAUGGCUUUUUUGGACUAUCCUCGGUUUGACAACUUCUCUGGGUUUUAGCAUCCUGCUUCUAGUCAUGUUCUGCACAAAAUACUGAAU
Messenger RNA from Mollisia scopiformis, 2126 nucleotides. RefSeq names its product MFS general substrate transporter. The transcript has 10 exons. Gene Ontology annotation, cellular component: fungal-type vacuole membrane. NCBI's taxonomy places the organism in Eukaryota, Fungi, Ascomycota, Leotiomycetes, Helotiales, Mollisiaceae. Gene Ontology annotation, molecular function: basic amino acid transmembrane transporter activity. Gene Ontology annotation, biological process: basic amino acid transport; transmembrane transport. The record is from RefSeq and is a predicted model, not a curated record. Bases 60 to 1775 code for a protein of 571 amino acids.